Messenger RNA from Moneuplotes crassus, 1461 nucleotides. The record is from the annotation of a GenBank genome assembly. NCBI's taxonomy places the organism in Eukaryota, Ciliophora, Spirotrichea, Euplotida, Euplotidae.
AUGGAUAAUUUUAUAGAAGUCUUAGACCACUUUAGAAAUAUCACUGAAGAAUAUUGGGAUAUUCACCAACAAUGGAUGGAAGAUAACUCAAUCAUGAGCUAUACUCAGGACUUGCCUACGGAAGAAGUUAUUGAUAGGAUUUAUACUAUUCUUGAUGAAUUUUAUGAUUGAGUCAAGAAAUCAAGAACUUCUAAACAUAUUAGGGGGAUGAAGUUUUUAAAACCAUUGCUUCGACCAAAUGCUAGUUGGAACACUGAGUUAUGAACUUACUAUACAGAUAUUACUCAGGAAUCAGUCAGAUUUAGGGACAUAUCUAUAAUUACUCACAAAUAAUUCUUUCUUCAACCUUUUGAAGCUCUUGAAGAUUGUUCUUGUAAAUCUCGAAGAAAAUGCCAGCAAACCUAUUAAAGAGAUUCAGAACUCACAAGGCUGAACGGUGAGCAACCAGGAAAGCUGUGUUAUGAGAAAGAGGGAGAUUUAUUAUAGACUCAAAGAUGAAAUUGAUGUUGGCAGUGGGACGAUUGAUGACUUGAUUUAUACCCUAGGGCUGGUGUUGGGGGUGAAGAGGAAGGCCUUAAAGAUUGCGUCUUCUAGUAAAGGGAUGAUAUGGGGGGAUUUUAAUGGAAUGGAAAUGCAUACAGGGGUUGGAGUAAUGAUACCUUCGAUGGAAGGAGAGGAAAUAGAAGUCUGGUCAGGUGCUGAUUUCAUACUUGUGAUAGAGAAAGAGACUAUUUUUAAUAGGAUUAUUUCUAUUCCUAAUCUUUGAGAUGAAAUAGGGGCUAAUGUCUUGGUAAUGACAGGAAGAGGAAAUCCUGAUUAUAGUACAAGAAGAUUGUUAAACAUUUUAAGCAGAGAAAAAGGGAUUCCAGCAUUUUUCUUAUGUGAUCUCAAUAUUUAUGGAAUGGAGAUAUUCAUGAAUUAUGCUUAUGGGUGAAUUUCAUCACUUUGAGAUACUCAAGAUCUAGCCACUCCUUGACUCUUUUGGCUUGGUCCCUUUAUAGAAGAUAUUAAGAAUAUUAUCCCAAAUGAAGAUCCCCUUUGAAGUCAAGGUAAUGAAUCAAAAUCAACAAGUGCAUCAUUCAAUGAGUUUUUACCUGCUGAUGAAUGGGAUACUGAUUUACUCAAAAAUAUAAAAUUUUCAAAUGUUGGCAAAGAUAAAGAAAAGAUUAAAACGAUCAAGAAAAGAGCAGUACUGUGCCAAAAGCCUAGUGACACACCAGAGCUAUCUUUCUCCCAAUCCUCAUUCCCAGACUACCACUCCUACAACCUCUCCUGUAUGACCACCCAAUUAUCCCACCUCACCAAAUCCAAACUCGACCUUGACCUCCUCCUCGAACUCCCUUCCUUCUUCACCACAUACACAAAAUCCAAAAUCCUACAAAUCUCCCACAACCUCCAAUAAAUCCCCUCCUACAUCCAGCAUCCCUACUCUAAAUUCCCAUUCUUCUUAAAAAUUUCAAU